AAAAUAAUAAUUACAAUAAUUAUAAUUAUAAUGUCUUUGUCUCCUUUCCUUCCUCAUGCCCUCCACCUUUUCUUUGUAAAGACCAAAUUCAACUUCUGAAACUGAACUCACAAUCAGUCCCUUCCCUCUUAUCCCUCUCUCUCUCUCUCUCUCUCUCUCUCUCUGAAAGGAUCAUCAGACUCAUUCAGGAUCCAUGAGGUCCAAAACUCAGUCUUCUCCCAUUAACAUCAAGCUCAUUAUCCUCUGUUUUUUCUUCCUCUCCAUUUUUCUCCUGGUUGUUUGGUCUAAUUUAUCUUCUCAAUCAUCGAAAUCAUCACCUGUACCAGAAGCCCACCUAUCAAAUUCAACAAUCUUGGACACUGAUCAAGAACAAGAAUCAUCAUCGACAGCAGCUCCUUCCUGCCCGUCAAUUCCCUUGACUUGCACCAAAACCCCACCUUCCUUAGCCAAUGCUUUAGUUCACUAUGUUACAACAAACAUCACUCCACAACAAACUCUUAAAGAAAUCUCCGUCACAUUAAGAGUCCUGGAGAAAAAAUCACCAUGCAACUUCCUGGUCUUUGGUCUAGGCCAUGACAGCCUCAUGUGGACAUCUCUCAACCAUGGUGGCCGUACAGUUUUUCUUGAAGAAGACAAGUCAUGGAUUGAACAGAUCAAAGCAAAACAACCCAGUUUAGAAUCUUACCAUGUGACUUACGAAACAAAAGUGCAUCAAGCAGAUGGGCUAAUGGAGACGGGAAUGGGAGAGGAAUGUAAAGCUGUAAGUGAUCCCAGACUCUCUUCCUGUCAACUCGCGCUCAAAAGUUUCCCUAGUGAUGUGUACGACACAGAAUGGGACUUGAUAAUGGUGGAUGCGCCAACUGGGUAUCACGAUGAGGCGCCGGGGAGGAUGACGGCGAUUUACACGGCGGGAUUAAUGGCUAGGAACAGAGAAAAUGGAGAAACUGAUGUGUUUGUUCAUGAUGUUGAUAGAGUUGUGGAAGAUAAAUUUUCUAAAGCGUUUCUUUGUGAAGGGUACUUAGUUGAGCAAGAAGGAAGGUUAAGGCAUUUCACUAUUCCUAGCCAUAGGGCUCGUUUGGGUAGACCCUUUUGUCCUUAGAGUUUGCCUUCAUUCCUCUCCAAAAAACCCACAAUUUCCGUCCUUUUUCUUUCCAACUUUUUUUGGGUAUUAAUAUUUUUUAUUUUCUCAUAUAAACUACAAGGGUAAAGGGUGAAUUUUUUUAAUUUUUUUUUUUUAUAUUGGUACCUAAUUUCUCCUUUGGAUCAUGAGCAUGACUAUAGUGAGUUUCAUUACUCUUUUUUUA
Messenger RNA from Ricinus communis (castor bean), 1304 nucleotides. RefSeq names its product glucuronoxylan 4-O-methyltransferase 3. NCBI's taxonomy places the organism in Eukaryota, Viridiplantae, Streptophyta, Magnoliopsida, Malpighiales, Euphorbiaceae. Gene Ontology annotation, molecular function: glucuronoxylan 4-O-methyltransferase activity. Bases 194 to 1099 code for a protein of 301 amino acids. Gene Ontology annotation, biological process: xylan biosynthetic process. The transcript has a single exon. The record is from RefSeq and is a predicted model, not a curated record.